Molecule: messenger RNA, 1125 nt
Organism: Daucus carota subsp. sativus
Lineage: Eukaryota; Viridiplantae; Streptophyta; Magnoliopsida; Apiales; Apiaceae
Exons: 1
Coding region: 169-846 (225 amino acids)
Source: RefSeq, a predicted model, not a curated record
GUUUCCUUUCAUCUCGCUAAUCAAAUCUUACUAGUGAAUCUCAAAAUCUCUCUUUCCACAUUCUCUGUUAAAGCAAUUACUAACACUACUCCAUCUCUCUGUUCUAUUUCAUUUUUGUUGCACAUUUAUUCAUUUUGCAUUUUUUUAAUUUUCAAGAACUUAGCAUAAAUGGCGGAUCACAAAAACGCACACCACGUAGUCGAAAUCCCAGUCGACGAAAAGCAUCAACAGAUGUCCGUGACGACCACAUUCUCCGCAAUUCAAAACCAUCCUUUGAUGGAAAUUUCCCAAAGCCCUGGCCACCUCUUGCUUCUUAAGCUGUGGCAAAGAGAAGAAGAUUUAUUUGGUCGCAAAAUUGCUCGAAAAGAGUCACGGCUCGAUUCGAUCCGAUCAGAAAUUUUCCAAUUAUGCUGUUUUUUCUUUUUGUUUCACGGGUUUUUCUUAACGAUAUUAUCUGCAUCAGUAACGUAUAUUAGGAAUGUUAAUGAGGAGCAUGAGAAUGUUUGUCACAAAUGGUGGGUACCGUCUAUUUUAUCGCUGUGUACUUCACUUGUUCUGGUUUUUUGUGUUCAGGUGAAGUUGUGCAGGUACUGGAAAGUGUCGAGACAGCUGCAGAGGGAGCGAGCCGAUAGCAGGAGCUUGGUGAGGUGUGUUCAGGAGCUGAGGAUGAAGGGGGCUAGCUUUGAUUUGUCUAAAGAGCCUCUGAAUGCAAAGAGAAUGAAGAGUUCCAGUGUUGAGAUCAAGUGGAAGCCAUUGACAUGGUGUUCUCAGAGUCUCACUACUAUUUGUCUGGUCUGUUUGACUGGCCUGCUCUUCCCUGCUUCCAGAAUUAUUCUCUGCGUUUAAGCCUGCUUCCACAUUCAGCUGUCACUCCGGGUACAAUUGUAUAUGCAACAAGAUCAAACAAAAUCAGAUAGGCAUUCAGCGACUUCAAUACACGAGCUCGGGGGAACUGCCUAGUGAUCAAUGUGAAUCUGAUCGAAGUUCAACGUUCAAGUAUCUACUUGAGCCCUUUUCCAUACACUGUACGGAAUGUUUUGCUGUAUAACUGUAUUACAAAUUGCAGCCCUGGUUGCUAAUAUAAAUCAUGUACAUUCACUUCAAUGCAUAUGACAUAAAUCUAAA